UAGGUCUGACGUAUAGAUAUAUGGGCUCACAUAUGAUUUUGCACAAGUCUAAGAUAUAAGAUAUGGUUGAUGCAUAUAAUAAACCAGCUCAGGUCCUACUAAAGAAGACACCAUCUGUAUGUACCAUGGCUGAAUUUAUCAAAGCCUUCAUUAAUGCCUGUGUUCCAAGUAGAGAUGCUAAAGCAGUUGAAGAGGCAUUUCUGACUAAGAGUAUCGUCAUGUCCAAGAGGAAGCAAAACAAGAAGAAGGCUCAGGUGCGACUCCGGAAGGGGUCACUAACGUCUCGGAGCAGAAGAGAGCUGGGCCUCCAUAAACUGAGCAGGACUGGGCUCAAGUUUGACAACUACCUGCCACUUAACGACAUGUGGUCUCAGUAUAUGAGACACUACCUCAAUCUAGAUGUCCUCUUGGGGCAGGGGUUCCGCGCCGAGCCGUGGGACAGCCGCACCGAGCACUGCCUGCUGCAGGUCUGCCGGGCCGACUACCACGGCGCCCUGCUGCGCGUGCUGCGCUCCCGUUGUGCCUCGUACCGGGGCGUGUCCGGCCUCGUGCUGCUGGAGACGCGCGGCACCUUCCAGCUCAUCACACCUGACAACCGUCUCAAACUCAUACCGAAGGAGCACAGUAUAUUCGAGACGAGCGUGAAUGGGUUCAAGAUCCGGCUGUUUGGAAACAACCUGCUAAGGCGUCCAGUGGGCCGCGGCAUGAAAAAGCUCAAGGCGAAGAAAACUAUUGAGUUGUGAUGAUUGUUGUCUGUCUCAACAAAAAGCAGCGUGUUUCACAUGCUUUGUCCUCUCCCAGGGUCCCUUGCAAUUCAUUUUCUUGAUCCUUGUGUUGAAGGAUUUCUGGAUCCGUGCAGCGCUUCACGCGUGGUAUGAUGUUACUGUUGUGUGAUAUGUCGGUAAUCGGAUGGAUAUCCAUUGCUUCGUGCUCAGUCGAGCGCUCGGUCUCAGUACGUCGGGACAUUCGUUCCGUUUCUAACAGAAUACAUGGUGAAAAUCC
This is a messenger RNA of Pollicipes pollicipes, 1002 nucleotides long. RefSeq names its product ribonuclease P protein subunit p29. Gene Ontology annotation, cellular component: ribonuclease P complex; ribonuclease MRP complex. NCBI's taxonomy places the organism in Eukaryota, Metazoa, Arthropoda, Thecostraca, Pollicipedomorpha, Pollicipedidae. Gene Ontology annotation, molecular function: ribonuclease P RNA binding. The transcript has 5 exons. The record is from RefSeq and is a predicted model, not a curated record. The coding region runs from base 63 to 743 and encodes 226 amino acids. Gene Ontology annotation, biological process: tRNA 5'-leader removal; rRNA processing.